CGCGCAAUUCAAAAUGGCGGAAAGGAGAGGAAGGUCAAUGAAGAGAAAAAUCGAAGAAGUCGAGAAAACUGAAAGUCACGAAAAGCAAAGUAACAUUAAGCGAUUUUUUGGAGCCUCUAAAGUAGGUAGGAAAUGCUUGAUUUCAAUUUUAUGUUUUUUUAUUCCUGCAAAUCAGAACAGAACCUGAUUAGAGACCACCCACCGUAGUGGCAGGAAAUAAAAUACUAUUAAUAAAUUACAGAGUUAAACUGUUAUAAACACCAUACACCUAUGAAAUUUUAAGUAGUGUAAAAGCCACUACAGUGGAGAUUAAAGCAUGACAUGAUAUAUGCUGUGAUUCAAGGACAUUUUAACCUUUGGUUCAAUUUUGACAGUUUCUAGCAAUCCCCCAUUUGGUUUGGUUUGGUUUGUUGUGUACAGCUUGCAAUAUAAUCCGUUAUACCCCAAUGUUCGCAAACAAAUUCCCCACACUGAUCUCCAAACAAAUAUUAAAGGAUUAGUUGAGAGAAUUUGUUUCAAGAUCAAGGCAUUUUCCCCAUAAUGAUUCUAUUAAUUCUUACAACCUUUUCUUACCACAACAUCUACUUUGCAAGGGAAAAAAUGAGGUUUUCACUCCCCCACUUCAUCCCUGAGUCUCAGCUUGAACUUAUUUUUGCAAAUUGCUGGAAAAAUCGCAACAAUUAGAACCUGCAAAAGUUUUGUGCCACAUUUAAGUCUCAUACCCAGCCUAUGCUUUGCAUUUUUAGAAGAUAAUUCAAAAAGCACUGGGAUUUCAAAGCCUGAUGGCACAGGCAACCAAGAGCCUCCUUGGAAGUGGAAAGAAACUUUACUGUACUUUGAAUCACCAAGCAUCCAACCUUCAAACAGAAUUGCAAGUUUUGAUUUUGAUGGAACUUUAGCUAAGACAUCUUUAUUCAAGCACGGCGCUGAUGCGUGGUCUGUACUGUAUCCUACGUGUGUACAGAAGCUGACAAAAUUGUACAAGGCAGGAUAUAAACUUGUAAUUUUCACCAAUCAGGCUGCUAUAGGCAAAGCUAAGGCUACAAAGGAGAGGGUUAUAGCUGAAAAGAAAGGCAGACUUGCAGGAUUUGUCAACAAGGUAGGAUGCACAUAAGUUAAGCAUGCAAUAUUGACUUGUUAUUAUUUUUCUUUACACAAAGUGAGAAUGCUCAGAUGUAUGUUGGCAAAGAAUUCAGUGGACUUUAAGGCAUGCAAAUGGAAUGAAACAUAUUUAACUUUCCAGGGUUACAAAAUAAUAUUGGUUUUAUCUUAUUAACAUAUAUGACACAGACAAUCAGUCACUAUUUGUAGCAAAUGGCAGAGAAAUAUAUAUUUUGUGAGAUUUAUUUGUCAUAAUGAAACUGCUGCUCCUAGAAGUACAUUCUCAUGCCAAGCUUCUAGAGUGUAAAUAAUCGAGGGAAGAUCAUGAUGGCUUACUCUAUUUCUUCAUUGUUGCAUUGAAUCAUUGAAGAUGCAACAAUAUUUUCCCCUUGUUUAUACCAAAUGAUUUUGCUAAGUAAGCUGCUAGUGCUGUUAUUGUUGAUGAGGCAAUACAGAGCAUUUUAAUUUGAUGAUGAUGGUUACGAUGAUGAAGAUGAUGAUGACAAUGAUGAUGUUGUUGUUGUUGUUGUUGAUGGGGAGGGAACAUAGUCAAAUAUCCUCUAAACCAAAAGAAAAUUAUACAACUCAAUUGUAAAACACAGUUAAUGGAGCGUGACGCCCUCAAUUAACAACAUGUAAUGCAGUGUUAUGCUAUAGCCCUUAUCAAAUCUCAUAGAAGUUUACUUGUAGUGGGUAAAAGUACUGGAUAGUGCAUAAAAUCACGGCUAUAGCUGGGAAAUUACUGAUACAAUAGCAAUCCUUGUUUUUGUUGCAGUUGGGGCUAGUUUGUAAUGUAUCGCUUGUUUUGUAUGGCUAGUAAAAAUAAUUUUCCUCAUGCAUAUCUCGUGGAGCACUUUAGGUGCACGUUCUAUUCUGUAGUACAGCAUUUUUCAUUGGCUUACCUUGGGAUAGCACUCGGACUAUAAAAGGCCUAGUAAAAGUCCUGUGUCUCAUUCCGAACUGUAUUGCUAAAUUGGUUACUUCAACCGUCAUAAAGGAACUAAAACAUUAACAAAGGUUUUAUUUAUUUUUAAUUAUUGUCAUGAAGUAAUGGUUCCUUUUUCAGGUUGGUCUUCCAUUCCAAAUACUUGUGGCAACAACAAAGGACGACUAUCGCAAACCCAAUACAGCAAUGUGGGAGUUCUUCUGUCAGAACUGUAAUGGGGAUGUCAAAAUUGACAAAGAGAAGAGUUUCUUUGUUGGUGAUGCAGCAGGAAGAAGAAAAGAUCAUAGUGCAAGUGAUAAAGAAUUUGCAACAAAUUGCGGACUGAAAUUUUAUACCGAGGAUGAAUUUUUUGAAAAGGAUAUACUUGAACACAAAGAUUAAUUAGGUCUUUUAACCCCUUAUAGUGCCCAGCACUUUGGUCUUCUCCUUAUAAAUAUCUGCUUUAUUAAUUGUAUUUAUUAUAAGAAUACAGAAAAAUAUUCACCAAACUUAAAACCUUUUUACUUCUACAAAAAUAGUUUCCUUAACAAAAGGUAUUCAGAACAGG
Porites evermanni is the source of this 2594-nucleotide messenger RNA. The record is from the annotation of a GenBank genome assembly. Lineage: Eukaryota; Metazoa; Cnidaria; Anthozoa; Scleractinia; Poritidae.